UCUGCGAUGUGAUUGGUCCGCGGGGCAGAGGCCACGCCCACCCGGCGAUGAGUCACGGCCGAGGCGAGCGGGGAUUGGCGGGCGCGCCUUGACGCGAAGCUCCAUUCACAAAUUCGGUGAAACAAAGGAGUGGGCGAGCCGGGCCCGUGAGCGAGGGGCCAAUGGGCGACCGGCCCCGGGCCCACGGCGGCCUCGGAGCGCGCACGGGGCGGCUCCGCGUGGGCCGGGGCCGCCGGCGCUGAGAGGCGGCUCCGGACGGGACCCGGACCCGGACCCGACCCGACCCGAGCGGGGUUCUGUCCCGGGGCUCCGUCCCGGCCGGGGGCUGGCGGGCUCGCUCCCUCCUCGAAUUCCAAGUUUCGGCAGCUGCGACGCGGUCGCCGCCUCUCCCGGACAGCGGCAGCGCCGGGGAGCGGAGGCGAUCGCGGUUCCGCCGCUGCUGCGGAUCUCGGCCCCCGGCGGCCCCCGGAGCUCCCCUCCCCUCCCCCGGUACCCCCCAGAUGCCCGGGGAGAGCGGGGAGCGCCGAGGAGGAUGAAGGGGUACCUGGACCAGCAGGUGCCGUUCACUUUCCCGCAGCAGCCCCCGGGCCGGGCCGGGCCCGCUGGCGGAGCCGUGCUGGGCGCUGCGGAGCCUCCCGGGGAGCCGGGCGUGCCGCCGGGACAGGACUCGGAAGAGCUCUUCCACGACCUGAGGCAGCUCCAGGAGACCUGGCUCUCGGAAGGUAGGAGGCUCCUGCCCCCAGCUCCGCUUCGCUUUUGCUCGAGUUGUUUUUCAGCUCAGGUUCCAGACAAUGAUGAGCAAUUUGUGCCUGACUUCCAUUCAGAAAACUUAGCCUUUCACAGUCCUCCUGCUAAGGUUAAAGAGGAGCCCCAGAGCCCCUCGGAGCCCUGCAGCCACGAGCAGCCGUUCCAGCACAACAGUGAGCAGUGCCUUUAUGCCAGUGCCUAUGACCGACCCAGAGAGUCCCCCAGCCCCGGAGUCCUGAUUCAGCCACCGCUCCAGCAGUUCCCCAGACAGCACAGGAGCUUCCUGACCCCUGCAGGGCCACCCCACUCCACAUCCAGCUGUGGAUACCUCAGUGAAAACAGCUCUGCGUAUCAGCCACCUGUGGAGAUGUGCCAUUCCUUCCCACCCUCCCAGGGCAUGGCCCAGCAAGACCCCAUUGCCUACCAGUGCCAGCUGCCCAAACCCUGCCUCCAGUACCCCCAGCAGGGCUUCAAACAGGAGCAGCAGGAGCCACAGCACGAGCAGGAGAAGCAGGCAGGCAGCAGGCAGCAGUUCCCAGCUGUGGUGGUCAAGCAGGAGCAGGUGGAUUAUGUGUACGACUCAGAUGUUCCUGACUGUUCUUCCAUGUACAUAAACACUGAGAGUUACCCAAGCCAUUCAAAUACAGAAGAUACAUUAGGCUGCAGCUAUGACAAGCAGAUGAGGUCCUUUACUGAUGAUGUCUGUGUUGUUCCAGAAAAAUUUGAAGCAGGAGACAUCAAGCAGGAAGGUGGAGGGUACCGGGAAGGACCCCCCUACCAGAGACGGGGAUCGCUGCAGCUCUGGCAGUUCCUGGUGGCUCUGUUGGACAAUCCCACCAAUUCCCACUUCAUUGCCUGGACUGGCAGAGGAAUGGAGUUCAAGCUGAUUGAACCAGAGGAGGUGGCCAGGCUGUGGGGGAUCCAGAAGAACCGUCCUGCCAUGAACUAUGACAAGCUGAGCCGAUCGCUGCGCUACUAUUAUGAGAAAGGAAUCAUGCAGAAGGUGGCUGGGGAGCGCUACGUGUACAAGUUUGUGUGUGAGCCUGAAGCUUUGUUCUCCAUGGCCUUCCCCGAGCAGCAGCGGCCGGCGCUGAAGGCAGAGUUUGACCGGCAGGUCAGCGACGACGACACGGUGCCUCUCUCUCACCUGGAUGAGAAUGGCUCCUACCUGCCAGAGCUUGGGAGCUUCCCUCCAGAGCUCUACAGCAAAGGCUACACGUACUAGCACUGCUGGGAGCACUGUGCUGUGGCUGUGGAUGGAAGGAGGUGGCUGGUUAGUGUUCAACUGGUGUCAGCAUUUGUUCAGGCCAGCACCCAGCUCUGGAUCCCUGCUUUGGGCAGGACAAGAGCUCAGGUACACAAGUGGGUGAUCACCUCACAGCAGACAGGGCUCUUGUGUGCUUGUGGUAAAACUCUCUCUAUGUCAGGAUGGGGCACGUUCUCAGCUGUGCAGAUUUCCCAGCAGCAGAGCUACAGCUCCAGCAGCAGAUCAGGUAAUUGGUGCCUCAGAUGUAUCAAACACCUUCACAAUCCCCCUCACUGCAGAGGGACAGGAUGCUUCCCCACCAGGUUUGGUUUCUUUUUUCAUGUAUGAGAAUGCUACAAUGCUGCUGCUGACUCCAUUCCUCCAGUACCUGUCCUGAACCUCUGCAUGACCUCCUGCUUUCAUCUCUGACCAGAGGAACUCCCUCUGAAAGGCCAGUUCAGCCUUCUUCCCAGCCUGGCUGCAGGACAAUGGUCACAGACCUUGGGCCUUCCUUGAGGAGUUCUCAUUGUCUUGUAGGGUUCACACUCCUGUUUUUCACCUCCUUGCUCAUGCCAGGAGUUUCUGGUACUCAGGCACUCUGAGCAGGGUGGGUGGAGGAUGGCCAGGAUCAGAACAUGCCCCAAAGCCAUUUGGGGAACAGAGGAGUGUGAUUGCACUGGUCUGGGGCACAGAUCAAAGCCAAUGCCUCCAUCAGGUAGAGGGACUGUGGGAAGCAGCAAGGCCUGAGACACCAGUUCAGUGUAGUGGUGUGGCUUUUCCAAACUUUAAAACUCCUUCAACAAACAUUCUCAGGAUAUUUGAAGAGCUGCCAGGCUCUGGCAGCUCCUGGUGGAACACUUUGCUGCUGCUCUCCCAGGUAAGGAGGCAUUACCUUUUUCCAGGGUUAUGAUGAUGAUGUAAAUGGAGAGCAGUAGCACCUGAAUGCUUCUGCAGAGUCUCAAAAAUGUUGUUUCAGAUGUCUCGAGUCUCCCUGGCUUUUUCACAUCAUGAUGGGACAUUCUCACAGUUCAAAAAAUAAAAGUGUGCCUAUCCUGGCCUUGGCUAGAGAAUUGUCUGAGGCGAGAGAAGAACCUGGUGGAGGUGUGAUUAAAAAAUGCUAUACAAAGUAACCUAAACCAUACAUAGACCUUAAUAUAGGAAUUCAGACUUAAACACAAAUAUUUGCAUGUUUGAGGGGAAUUUGGAUGUGAGGAAAAGGCAGCUCUCUCUGCAGUCCAAUGCAGCACAUGCAAUUUAACUAAACUGGCAGGUUUUCCACCACAGUAAACAGUUCUAAUGGGCACCACAUCCUGAUUAAGAUGUGUUUAAUUUUUUAAUUAGCAGCUCCACCACGUUCCCAGUUAGACAAGGAGCAGUACAGUGUAUUCAUACAGAAAAAAGUCUGUUUCCACUGCUUCAGAUUGAUGUUUCAGCUGCUGAAUACAGAGCAUUGUCAAUCCUGCCAGCAUGGUAGCCUGUAGAAAAAAUUCUGUAUAUUGACUGAAAGCCUGAUAUUCCCUGAUGACUCUCCCCUGCAUGGCUAAUGCCAACCCAUGAAAGGCAGCAUUCCCUGCCUGAGGAGAGGCCAGGUCCUCAGAGCAGUCUGCUCUGCUGCUGCCUUUGCAGGCCCUGUGCAGAGUCUUGCUGUUCUGACAGUUCCUGACCCUCCUGCCUUGCCCUGCACCUCCCUGGUCAGCACGGUUCCUGUGCUGUCCCAGAAAUGAGGGUGGAGGGGAACCCUUCCUUUGGUAUAACUGCCUUUACUAUUUAUGAGUGUAAAAAUACUACAACUAAUAAAUUGGUCUUUGGCCAGCACAACUUCA
This is a messenger RNA of Parus major (Great Tit), 3816 nucleotides long. It is a transcript of the gene ETV4, whose product is annotated as ETS variant transcription factor 4. Gene Ontology annotation, biological process: cell differentiation; regulation of transcription by RNA polymerase II. Bases 533 to 1972 code for a protein of 479 amino acids. The record is from RefSeq and is a predicted model, not a curated record. Gene Ontology annotation, molecular function: DNA-binding transcription factor activity, RNA polymerase II-specific; sequence-specific DNA binding. The transcript is spliced from 12 exons. NCBI's taxonomy places the organism in Eukaryota, Metazoa, Chordata, Aves, Passeriformes, Paridae. Gene Ontology annotation, cellular component: nucleus.